Messenger RNA from Episyrphus balteatus (marmalade hoverfly), 1803 nucleotides. RefSeq lists its product as uncharacterized. The transcript is spliced from 2 exons. Bases 1 to 1803 code for a protein of 600 amino acids. The record is from RefSeq and is a predicted model, not a curated record. Gene Ontology annotation, biological process: DNA integration. Gene Ontology annotation, molecular function: nucleic acid binding. NCBI's taxonomy places the organism in Eukaryota, Metazoa, Arthropoda, Insecta, Diptera, Syrphidae.
AUGGCUAAGAAUCGCUUGACAUGUCUCCAAAAACGAAUGUUGAGAGAACCAGAUUUACGUGAGAAAAUAGAUACUAUGAUUGACGAGUAUGUUCGUAAAGGCUAUGCACGGAAACUUUCGAAAAAGGAAAUAUCUGAAGGGCAAAACAAAUCUUGGUAUCUACCUAUAUUUCCCGUGCAAAAUCCAAACAAGCCAAACAAAUUAAGAAUUGUUUGGGAUGCGGCUGCCAAGGUUCAAGGAGUUUCUCUAAAUUCAUUUUUACUCAAAGGGCCAGACCAACUUACAUCCCUCAUAUCCGUCAUCUACAAAUUUAGAGAAAAUCUUGUGGCUAUUUGUGGAGAUAUCCAAGAGAUGUUCCACCAGAUACACAUCCGUGAAGAAGACCAAAAUUUCCAAAGAUUUCUAUGGAGCAGCAAGGCUGAUGUAAGUCCAGACGUCUAUGUUAUGACCGUCAUGACCUUCGGUGCCACAUGCUCCCCUUGCUGUGCACAAGAAGCUCAAUCUCUCUACGAAGAUGAAAUUGCAGAUCUUGCAGCUAAUCGACCUAUUGAGAAGUCUAGUCCAAUUUACAGUCUCUGUCCUUAUUUGGAUGACAACUUCAUUCUUCUAGCCAACGGAAGGAUCAACUUCUCAACUGGUGUAGAUGAUAAUACGAAACGACCUACAAUACUUCCAAGAACACAUCGAAUCACGUUUCUCAUCAUCAUGGAUUUUCAUCGCCGUUACAAUCACCAAAAUCAUGAGACUGUGGUCAACGAACUCCGGCAGAGGUUUUUUAUUCCACGAAUGAGAGCCCUUUUUCGUUCUGUGAGACUAUCUUGUCAAGAGUGUAAAAACAAUAGUGUUCAGCCACAGGUUCCAAUAAUGGCUCAACUCCCUCCAGCUAGGCUAGCUUCAUUCUCUCGUCCAUUUUCUUUUGUAGGAGUUGAUUAUUUUGGACCGAUGAAAGUGAAUGUACAUAGAAGAUCCGAAAAACGUUGGGGAGUUUUAUUUACAUGCCUGACAACCAGGGCAAUUCACAUUGAGAUAGCAUACACUCUUUCUUCAGACUCCUGCAUAGUAGCCAUGCGAAAUUUUAUCGCAAGACGUGGAACACCGCAAGAGUUUUUCAGUGAUAACGGCACAAAUUUUGUGGGUGCCGAACGAGAACUCAGAGAAGCACUACAAACUUUAAAUAAGGAAAGAUUGAUGGUAGCUUUUACAUCAACAACAACUUUUAUUCCACCAGGAUCGCCACAUAUGGGUGGUAGCUGGGAGCGGCUGGUGCGUUCUAUUAAAACGAUUUUAUACAAAAUAAUGCCUACGCGUAACCCUUCUGAUGAGCUCCUACGAGGUAUGUUACUGGAAGUCGAAAAUAUUGUUAAUUCUCGUCCCUUAACUUACAUCCCUCUAGACAACGAAAGUGAUGAAGCCCUAACACCCAACCACUUUCUUCUUGGCUCUUCAAGCGGUAUAAAGCCCAUCGCUGUAUUUGAUGAUAGUGCAAUAGUGGUUAAAAAGAAUUGGCAUGCUUCGCAGCAGUAUGCAGACCAUUUUUGGAGACGGUGGAUAGGUGAGUAUCUCCCUACGUUAACUAGGCGCACAAAAUGGUUUCAGCCCGUCAAGACCAUUGAAGUGGGCGAUAUUGUUCUUUUAGUUGACCCAGAUAGUCCAAGAAAUUGCUGGGCUAAAGGAAAAGUUAUUCAAACUAAGCCUUCAAAGGACGGUCAAGCACGAAGUGCAUUCAUUCACACACAGAAUGGGGUGUAUGAAAGACCCGUACUUAAAUUAGCAGUGCUAGAUGUCCUUAACAAGCAACUUUAA